Molecule: messenger RNA, 572 nt
Organism: Phlebotomus papatasi
Lineage: Eukaryota; Metazoa; Arthropoda; Insecta; Diptera; Psychodidae
Product: 40S ribosomal protein S15Aa
Exons: 3
Coding region: 113-505 (130 amino acids)
Biological process (GO): translation
Cellular component (GO): ribosome; cytosolic small ribosomal subunit
Molecular function (GO): structural constituent of ribosome
Source: RefSeq, a predicted model, not a curated record
ACCCUGUGGCUUUUGAAGGCUGUCAGUGGGUUUUCCGGUCUCCAUCUUUCUUUCUUGGAGUACUUGUGAGAAAACGUGGAUUGUCCCAUAAGUUUUCGCAAAACGAGGCACAAUGGUGCGUAUGAAUGUUCUAGCUGAUGCCCUAAAGUGCAUAAACAAUGCUGAAAAACGCGGGAAGCGUCAGGUGCUCAUCAGGCCCUGCUCCAAAGUCAUCAUCAAAUUCCUCACAGUGAUGAUGAAGCACGGCUAUAUUGGCGAGUUUGAGAUUGUCGAUGACCACAGAUCUGGAAAAAUUGUGGUAAAUCUCACUGGAAGACUCAAUAAGUGCGGUGUCAUCUCACCCCGUUUUGACGUUCCAAUUCGCGACAUUGAAACCUGGACAAAUGCCUUGCUGCCCUCUCGACAGUUUGGGUUUGUUGUCCUGACGACGAGCGGUGGAAUUAUGGAUCACGAGGAGGCCCGACGAAAACAUCUGGGAGGGAAGAUUCUGGGCUUCUUCUUCUAAUCGGUAACACUUAGAUGGAAGGAUUGUACGCAGUGAUACAAUAAAAAUCAUUUCGUGCAUCCCAGAA